AUGUCUACGCAGACCGUGCCGGCCUGGUUCGGCGAGUGGCUGAUGUCGGCGGGCAUGUCGCUGGUCGUCGGCGCGAUCGUGCUGGGCGGGCUGUACGCACUCAUGCGCCGCGCGGGAGCGCGCUGGUGGAUCUGGGGCACCGCUGGCGGCAUGGCGCUGACCACGCUCAUGGUGGCGAUCAGCCCGAUCUUCAUCGAGCCGCUGUUCAACACCUACAAGCCGGUGGAGGACGGCCCGCUCAAGCGCGCCGUGCUGCAGAUGGCCCACGCGGUCAGCGUGCCGGCCAACGAUGUCUACGUGUUCGACGCCUCGCGGCAGACCACCCGCAUCAGCGCGAAUGUGUCGGGGCUGUUCGGCACGGCCGCGGUCCGGCUGAACGACAACCUGCUGCGGCGCACGUCCGAGCCGGAGGUGCGCGCCGUCAUGGGCCACGAGCUGGGCCACUACGUGAUGAACCACAUCCCGAAGAUGCUGAUCAUGCUGUCACUGGUGCUGCUGAUCGGCUUCUUCGUGGCGCAGGCCGUGCUGAGCCGCCUGCUGGCCCGGUUCGCGCCGGCCACGAGCGUGCAGCGCGUUGACGACGUGGCAAGCCUGCCGAUGCUGAUGGCGGUGUUCUCGCUGUUCUUCACGCUGGUCACGCCGGUCAUGAACACCAUCACCCGCGUGCAGGAGACUGAGGCCGACCGCUUCGGCCUGGCCCUGUCGCGGGAGCCGCAUGGCUUUGCCGAGGCGCAGCUGCGUCUGGUCGAGUACCGCAAGGCCGAUCCGGGGCCGCUGGAGGAAGUCGUCUUCUUCCAUCACCCCGGCACGCGCAACCGCAUCCUCGACGCCAUGCGCUAUCGCGAGGCGAUGAACCUGCCCUGA
Ostertagia ostertagi is the source of this 864-nucleotide messenger RNA. The record is from the annotation of a GenBank genome assembly. NCBI's taxonomy places the organism in Eukaryota, Metazoa, Nematoda, Chromadorea, Rhabditida, Trichostrongylidae.